UUUUUUCACGUCAUUUUGACAAGCGUCCAUCAAAAAUCUUGUCCAUGGCAAAGAGCUUAACAAUUUUGUUAGUUUCUGUUAUAAUUCUUCAAGUUCGCUCCGAAAUUAUAGCUUUGGAUAAAUCGAAUUUCGAAACGGCAAAAUCGUCGAAACCGCUCAUGCUGGUAGAGUUCUACGCGCCAUGGUGUCACUACUGUAAAGAGUUCGCCCCUGAAUACGAAAAAGCCUCAGAAAUAUUAGCAAGGAAAGGUUUACCCGUUACUGUGGCUAAAGUGGAUGCUACUGUAGAGACAGAUCUGGCUGAUGCUAACGGCGUGCAAGGGUACCCAACAAUCAAGCUAUUCAAGCAUGGACAACCAGUUAGGUGGCUAUUUUCAACACAAUGGACCAGCAAGAAGAUAUUGUCAAAAAUGUUUUGGAUGUUAUAUGACAUGUAUAUCCACGUCAUUCAUUUUCGUCGGUCUGUCUGUCUGUCCGUUAAUCCUUGGCCCGUCCAUAAUGCGGAUAUUGAUGAAACUUUCACACAGUGUUACUAGGAUGCCAAGGACCAAAAAGCUUUAUACGUUUUGAAGAACGAUCCUGUGGCAGCGGAACUAGAGGCAGGAAAAGAAUAAAUAAAAAUCGCGCAAACAUUGUUUUUGAGGUUUCAGACUUAUGAU
Messenger RNA from Acanthoscelides obtectus, 659 nucleotides. Lineage: Eukaryota; Metazoa; Arthropoda; Insecta; Coleoptera; Chrysomelidae. The record is from the annotation of a GenBank genome assembly.